AUGUCUGUUCUAUCUAACACUGAUUUGCAUCGGAUUUUCGAGAAGCUAGAUACAAAUAGCGACGGUUUUGUGAGCGUUGAAGAGAUCAACUUUGUGCUGCAGAGAAUAUGUAAUAGUAAUAAUUCUCAAUUUAGCUUAGACGAGCUUGAAUCUCUUAUAGAAAAGAAGAGCUUAGACUUCAAUGAAUUCUUGUUCUUUUACAACUCUAUUUCGAAACCGAACAAUGAUGAUGAGUUGUUGGAGAGGGAUCUUGUGAAGACUUUUAAAGUGUUUGAUUUGGAUGGUGAUGGAUUCAUCACAAGCCAAGAACUUGAGUGUGUGUUGAAGAAACUUGGAUUCUUGGAUGAAAAAAGUGGCAAAGAUUGUAGAAGCAUGAUUCAAUUCUAUGACACCAAUUUGGAUGGUAGGCUUGAUUUUCAGGAAUUCAAGAACAUGAUGUUGCUUAGAACUGCAUGA
Lathyrus sativus (Indian pea) is the source of this 456-nucleotide messenger RNA. The record is from the annotation of a GenBank genome assembly. Lineage: Eukaryota; Viridiplantae; Streptophyta; Magnoliopsida; Fabales; Fabaceae.